AAUGCAUUAUGCAUCAGACGUGGCAAAGAUUCAGAUUCGCAUGUCGUACUAACGCGGCGGUAGUCUUUGUCGUGUAUCAAUUAAAGAAAAAAUCCCUCUGCUCGUCACUCGUCAGUCGUCACCCGCAUGAACAGUGUGCAGUAUCGUUCUCCGCCUACAGUACCCGGACGACACUUCGAAGUAGAGAGCAAGCGAAGCUCCUCCAAUGGCGACGCUCCUGCUUACUCGGCGCUUCGCUUCCUCCUCCUCCUCCUCCGUCGCCCGGAGGAAGUGGGGCGCGGUGGUCGUCGGCGGCGGCCACAACGGCCUCGUCGCCGCCGCCUACCUCGCCCGCUCCGGCCUCUCCGUCGCCCUCCUCGAGAAGCGCCACCUCCUCGGCGGCGCCGCCGUCUCCGAGGAGCUCGUCCCAGGCUUCCUCUUCUCCCGAUGUAGCUACCUCCUCAGCCUCCUCCGCCCCUCCCUCAUCCGGGAGCUCGAGUUGGAGAGGCAUGGUCUCAAGCUUCUCCGCAGGAGCCCCUCGUCGUUCACCCCGUGUCUCGAUGGGCGAUAUCUCCUGCUAGGGGCCGAUGCGGAGUUGAACCACUCGGAGAUCGCGAAGUUCUCUAAGAAGGACGCAUUGGCGUACCCAAGAUAUGAAAAGCAACUGGAGAAAUUCUGUAAGUUCAUGGAUUUUCUUCUUGAUUCGCCACCGCCAGAAAUAAGGCAUGAAGCUCCAUCUGUAGUUGACGGCAUGAAGGAUAUGCUACAUAAAUCUGCAUUUUGGAGCCGUUGCCUCCAACAUGUUUUAAGCUUGGGGCAGAAGGACAUGAUGGAUUUCUUGGAUCUGCUACUUUCACCAGCGUCAAAGGUUUUGAACAACUGGUUUGAGACAGAGGUGUUGAAGGCAACACUUGCAACAGAUGCUGUAAUUGGUUCUAUGGCAACUGUCCACACUCCAGGCUCUGGAUAUGUUUUACUGCAUCAUGUAAUGGGGGAAACUGGUGGUGAACGUGGUGUUUGGUCGUAUGUUGAAGGUGGAAUGGGCUCAGUGUCCCUGGCUAUAAGUAAAGCAGCUCGUGAAGCAGGAGUGCAUAUUAUGACAAAUGCCGAGGUUGCCCAAGUGAUCGUCGAUGAGAAUAGCAGAGCUGUAAAGGGGGUAGUGCUGGCUGAUGGAACAGAGGUGCAUUCAUCAGUUGUUCUCUCAAAUGCUACCCCAUAUCGAACAUUUGUGGAACUAGUGCCUCCUAACUUGCUUCCAGAAGACUUUAUCUCUUCUAUUAACAAUUUGGACUACAGCUCAGGAACGACAAAGAUUAACUUAGCCGUUGAUAGGUUGCCCCAGUUCCAGUGUUGCAAAGGUAACCAUCUUGAGACAGGUCCUCAGCAUGUGGGAACCAUACACAUUGGAUCUGAAAGCAUGGAGGAAAUUGAUGAAGCCUACAAAGAUGCCUUGACUGGUGUACCAUCUAAAAGACCUCUUAUUGAAAUGACAAUUCCCUCCGUCUUGGAUAGGACGAUUUCUCCGCCAGGUAUGACAAGCCAGCAUGUGAUUAAUCUCUUUGUGCAAUAUACACCCUACAAACUUGCAGAAGGCAGCUGGCACGAUUCGAAUAUCAGAGAAUCAUUUGCACAACGGUGUUUCUCAUUGAUCGAUGAAUAUGCACCGGGAUUUAGUUCAUCAAUUAUUGGCUAUGACAUGCUGACCCCUCCUGAUCUCGAACGAGAGAUCGGCCUAACCGGAGGGAACAUCUUUCAUGGCUCCAUGGGCUUGGAUUCUUUAUUUUUACUGAGACCGGUGAAGGGAUGGUCCGAUUAUAGAACCCCGUUGAAAGGGCUAUAUCUGUGUGGGAGCGGCGCGCACCCUGGAGGCGGUGUGAUGGGUGCUCCUGGGCGUAAUGCAGCCUCUGUUGUUAUUCAAGACAUGAACAAAGUCUGAAUGAAAUGUUAGGUCCCGAAAGAUCUAGUAUGUAAAAACUAGUCCCGAGUCAUUUCUUGUCAGAUCGACUCAUAUGCGGCUGCAUAACUUAAUAUCGACGCCAUCCUUGGCCCUCUCAUUUCCAUGAGGUCGUGUUCAAGUCACUAUAUUCAUCAUUUAAUGGGCUAAAAUCUUGCAUGUUAUAUCUUCAGUUA
Messenger RNA from Ananas comosus (pineapple), 2109 nucleotides. RefSeq names its product pyridine nucleotide-disulfide oxidoreductase domain-containing protein 2. Bases 206 to 1915 code for a protein of 569 amino acids. NCBI's taxonomy places the organism in Eukaryota, Viridiplantae, Streptophyta, Magnoliopsida, Poales, Bromeliaceae. The transcript has 16 exons. Gene Ontology annotation, molecular function: oxidoreductase activity. The record is from RefSeq and is a predicted model, not a curated record.